Molecule: messenger RNA, 1227 nt
Organism: Nothoprocta perdicaria
Lineage: Eukaryota; Metazoa; Chordata; Aves; Tinamiformes; Tinamidae
Gene: HMGN2
Product: high mobility group nucleosomal binding domain 2
Exons: 6
Coding region: 76-351 (91 amino acids)
Biological process (GO): chromatin organization
Cellular component (GO): nucleus; chromatin
Molecular function (GO): nucleosomal DNA binding
Source: RefSeq, a predicted model, not a curated record
CAUUUCCUCCGCCUUCUCCCUCCGCCCCCUCGGCCGGCCGCGCUCGCGCACGCACGGCACACGCCGCCCGCAGACAUGCCGAAGAGAAAGGCUGAAGGAGAUACCAAGGGCGAUAAGGCCAAAGUUAAGGAUGAGCCACAACGGAGAUCAGCAAGGUUAUCUGCUAAACCUGCCCCUCCGAAGCCAGAGCCUAAACCUAAAAAGGCAGCUCCAAAGCAGAAGAGCGAGAAGUUGCCUAAGGGAAAAAAGGGGAAAGCUGAUGCUGGCAAGGAAGGAAACAACCCUGCAGAAAACGGAGAUGCCAAAACAGACCAGGCACAGAAAGCUGAAGGUGCUGGUGAUGCCAAGUAAAAUGUGUGAAUUUUUGAUAACUGUGUACUUCUGGUGACUGUACAGUUUGAAAUACUAUUUUUUAUCAAGUUUUAUAACAAUGCAGAAUUUUGUUUUACUUUUUUUUAAGCUAUGUUGUUAGCACACAGACCGCUUCGUUGUUGUGUUUGGGGAGGGAGGGAGGGACAGUGGGGACAAAUGUCACUUAGUCUAUUUCUCAGAACCUGAAUUUUAAAAAGAAAAGUUUUCCCCCUCCCAGUUUUUUGGAAGAAGGGCUCUUCCUGCCUGGAGGGGAAAGGUUUCCUUCAUGCUGCACGUCUGUCAAGUUUUGUGAAGUGCAUCAGAGUGAACGUUGAAGCUCCCAAGAUGCCUGUUGCCGGCCUCCGAACCGCAGUUUGCAAUGUCCUCUUUAUUUUCUUCCAUGUCCUCAUCGUUUGCCUAGAGCUUAUCACUCCCAAAUAUGGCAAAAAUGGCAUUUUGGGACUUAACCACUCUAAAUGCAUUGUCAGCUGAUCCAGACUUCUUGUGUUCGAUUUAGGAUAUAAUGGCUCUAAAAAGAGCUGUAUUUUCUCUUUUAUAUUGUGGAUCUUCAGAUUAAGAAACCUGCAGUUUUAAUUUUUCCUCUAAAAGUCAGGGUAGGUUUGUGAAAAGUUGUUAAACAACAUACUAAAUGUGAAAGUGUCCACCCUCACUCUAAACUGUUCCUCUACAAGUAUGAAAUGAAGAUUCUUCAGUUUUAUAGCAACUCUUUUAUGUUUUGGUAGCCCACAAAGGGAGGGGAGUUUUGACAGUUGUUGUAAAAUGUUGCAGAUUGUAGCCCAUGUCCUGCCUAAAUUACCAUGACUGUUUAUGAAAAGUACCUUUAAUAAAGCUGGAUACGGUUUGGCUUGGACUGUU